ACCGGAAGUGGAGGGGAGUAGGUGAUCUCUGAGUUCCGGUUGAGUGGAAUCUUUAAGUGGGUGAAAGGUGGACUAGACGACAGGCUGUCAUUCUUCAACAAAACCUGUCGGAACGGACUUAAACACAGAUAGAUCUCACCAUGCUGCAGAAUACAGGGAAGCUAGCGGGCUGCACGCUGUUCAUCACCGGAGCGAGCCGAGGGAUCGGUAAAGCUAUCGCUCUGAAGGCCGCCAGAGACGGAGCUAACAUCGUCAUCGCCGCCAAGACAGCCGAGCCCCACCCCAAGCUACCGGGGACCAUCUACACCGCCGCACAGGAGGUGGAGGCAGCGGGGGGGAAAGCGCUGCCGUGCAUCGUGGACAUCAGAGACGAGACGCAGAUCGGAGAAGCUGUCCAGAAAGCUGUCGACACGUUUGGAGGAAUCGACAUCCUGGUGAACAACGCCAGCGCCAUCAACCUGACGGGGACUCUGGAGACGCCGAUGAAGAAGGUCGACCUGAUGCUGGGGAUCAACCUGAGGGGCACGUACCUCACGUCUAAGCUGGUCAUCCCCCACCUGCUGAAGAGUUCCAGACCUCACAUCCUGAACCUGUCGCCCCCCCUCAACCUCAACCCCGUCUGGUUCAAGAACCACACCGCGUACACGAUGGCCAAGUACGGCAUGUCCAUGUGUGUCCUGGGGAUGGCCGAAGAGUUCAGAGGUCAGAUCGCUGUCAACGCUCUCUGGCCCAAAACAGCGAUCCAGACAGCAGCGAUGGAGAUGCUAGGUGGCGAGGGCGUGGGGAAGCAGUGCCGUACGGCUGACAUCAUGGCGGACGCCGCCCUCGCCUGCUGUCGCGGCCCAAAAGACUACACGGGUCACUUCCUGGUGGACGAGGACAUCCUCAAGGAGACCGGGGUCCACGACUUUGAUCAGUACGCCGUCCAGCCAGGUCACCCUCUGCUGCCGGACUUCUUCCUGGACGAAGCUCCAGAGACUCUGGUGGAGAAGAUGGAGCAGCACGGGGCGACCCCCGCCUUAAAACCGGCGUCCUCAUCGGCCACGCCCCCCUCCAGUGGACCAAUAGAAAGCACGUUUGAUGCCAUCAGAGGAGUCCUCAACGCAGACGUGGUUAAGGUCACGCAGGGAGUUUACCAGUUCGACCUAUCAGGAGAACAUGGGGGCGUUUGGUUUCUGGACCUGAAGAGCGGCUCUGGCAGCGCCGGGCGGGGCCAGCCGUCCGCCAAAGCAGACGUUGUCAUGACGAUGGAUUCCAACGACUUCAGCAAGAUGUUCGCAGGUCAGCUGAAGCCGACGAUGGCCUUCAUGUCAGGGAAGCUGAGGAUCAAAGGAGACAUGACGCUCGCCAUCAAACUGGAGAAACUCAUGAGCCGCAUGGCCAAGGCCAAGCUGUGAGGGACAAGCCCCGCCCCCAGGGGGUCUCAGGGCCAAUCAGGCCACGCGCACCGGCCUUUCAGGCCCCGCCCACUGACCGCUCAGGGCCUAUCAGGGCCCACCCCUGUCUGUAGCUGUACAUGUUGCCUUAAUACAGAAAUAAUAAUAAUUAUAGUGACUCUGUAAUAAAUCUACCUUGAUAAUAACCUGA
Messenger RNA from Perca flavescens (yellow perch), 1587 nucleotides. RefSeq names its product hydroxysteroid dehydrogenase like 2 (gene hsdl2). The record is from RefSeq and is a predicted model, not a curated record. NCBI's taxonomy places the organism in Eukaryota, Metazoa, Chordata, Actinopteri, Perciformes, Percidae. Gene Ontology annotation, cellular component: mitochondrion.